Staurois parvus is the source of this 243-nucleotide messenger RNA. NCBI's taxonomy places the organism in Eukaryota, Metazoa, Chordata, Amphibia, Anura, Ranidae. The record is from the annotation of a GenBank genome assembly.
UGACACCAAUGAUGGGGCACUAUUCCUCCCAUUGACACCAAUGACACUUGCUGACCCCUUGACACCAAUGAUGGGGCACUAUUCCUCCUACUGACACCAAUGAUACUUACCUUGCUGACUCCUGCUCCAGCCUGGGCUCGCUCCCUCCCUCCCUCUCCCAUCUACAGCCAGCAUACCUGGCUGCAGCAGCACCAUCUGCACGCUACAGACACUUACCUGUCAGCUGUCUUCCUUCUCCGGCCG